Molecule: messenger RNA, 604 nt
Organism: Suillus plorans
Lineage: Eukaryota; Fungi; Basidiomycota; Agaricomycetes; Boletales; Suillaceae
Exons: 3
Coding region: 107-430 (107 amino acids)
Source: RefSeq, a predicted model, not a curated record
CCACGGACUUUGCGGCCGCCACGUAGAGCAAUCAAUUUAAAUCUCCGACCGUUCAACCUACCGCACUACCUUUCACUUUUCGACUUGUCACUGUGCCAGCGUCGCCAUGUCAGCUCAAUAUCAGGCACUCUCGACCGACGAUUCCGCUGAAAUAGGAGUUGAUCCACAACUGCGGUCUCAAAUCCAGCAACUCCAUGCAGAUCCCCGUUUUAACCACCCUGCACCUUCGCUCUGGAAGCGCAUUGCACUCCUUCUCGUGAUUGCAUUCCUCUUCUGGGCUGCAUUCCAGGUGCAGCCCAAGAGAUCACAACCUAAGGUCAUUCAUGCUGAAAGAUACUCGAAGGAUUACAAAUACCGUCCAGCAGCGAGUCCUGUCAUUACGGAGCGACUCAAAGAUGGUGUGGUCCGCCUUCGUGGGGCAUAUUUCUAGGCGUACGGGUAUCGUUAAGUCUAGUCGUUGUAUAUGUUAGAUAUCACUAUCAUUCCCGAGCUUUAGUCUCGUCGGACUUAUUGCCGUUCGCUUCUUUCACCUAAUAACUACACUCGUUUUCCAGAACUGGGGAUUUUGCCCCUCCUUUUUUCGUGGAUGGGUAUAACCCUCAAC